AUGGACAAUACUGACACACUUUUAGCUGGCCUGGCUAGCGGGGACCGCGCUCCCGUUGAUGGAGCUGUCACAGAGACCUUAAAACGUGAUCAGGACUCGAUGGACGACUUUGAGCACCUGGAUCGAGAAAACAAGAAAGAAGACGGUGAGUCGCCGCUGCACAUCCCUCAAACGAAAAUCACGACUCAAAACUUCAUCGACAUGGAACGUGACGUAUUUAUGGAUACGCCACGAGCACCAUCUGUUACGGAAAAAUCAGAGCACCUCGCGGACAAGUUCACGGAUAGUGAAUCCGACGCUGGCGAGUCUCCCUUGCAUCGGCCUGAUCCGGCUAUAGCUCGGGAGGCCACGCCUGAACCUUCAGCCCCAGUUGACCCCACGCCGGUUUUAAUCCCGGCGUUCAUUCCUGAGAAAAAAGAUCCUCAGCCUGAGCCGAAACCUGAAGUGAAGAUCGAGACUUCUAGCCCCGUAGAACAAUUGAAAGCUGAGGUGAAGCCUAUCAGCAAACCAGAAGAGGAAUUCAAACAUUCGACGACAUUAGACGAAUAUAUGGCCGAGCCUCUCGUACCUGAGAAGCAGCCAGAACCACCGAAACCAGCUCCGGCUCCGGCACCACCUGCAGUUGUACCAGAGCCUGUCAGCCGCCAGGAUACCCCACGAGGACCCACCGCGCACAUCAUUGAAGCGGAAGUCAUUUUCUGCCAGAUGGGACUUGGUAGCAACUGGGUGGUGGCGAACCAGACGAAGCGUGUCGCUAUCGCGUUAAGUACGGCUAAUGCAGCAUGCCAGGAGUUGAGGGUGCGCAUUGUCUGUGCGCAUGCGCGGGUCGAGCGCGGGCGGGUGCGGAGCGCGGGGCGCUGCGCCGCGGCGGCCAGUAUCGACGCGAGUGUGAAGCGCGGUGCGCGCUAA
Molecule: messenger RNA, 909 nt
Organism: Leptosia nina
Lineage: Eukaryota; Metazoa; Arthropoda; Insecta; Lepidoptera; Pieridae
Source: the annotation of a GenBank genome assembly